AUGCUGCCAUUGUUGGUUUUUUCGUCGUUGAUUGCUGCCACCAUCGCUUCUUACGGCGCCAACUUGAACUAUCGUUCCCCUUCCCUUCAUCAUCCCGGUCUAGGGAUUUCGGUGCGCAAGGUCGUCAAACGGCAUGAUCCCAGAGCGGCCCUGGAACCCUCCCAACUCAACUUCACCCAUGGAGUUGCGUCUGGUGACCCCUACCCCAACAGCGUGAUACUCUGGACAAGAUGCUCUCCUACCUUUGACGACGUCAAGGACAACAGCACCACUUCCGGUUUCGUGCCAUUAUACAAUCCUGUGCCGAUAUACAAUGACACGGACGAAGGCAAGCCGCCCUCCAACGCUCCUGUCUGCCUGGACUGGAAGAUAGCUUCUGAUAGCAGGUUGUCGUCCGUGGUGGACUCCGGCACCGUCUACACGAGCUCGGAUGUCGAUUACACGGUCAAGGUGGAGGCCACCAAGCUCAAGCCCUACACUCAAUACUGGUACCAGUUCAGCGUGUGCAAGUCCAACCAGUCCAGCAUGGUCGGCAGAACCAAGACUACCCCUUCACCGGAUGACGACGUCAGCUCCGUCAAUCUGGCCGUGUACUCGUGCAGCAAUUUCCCCUUCGGCUACUUCAACGCGUACGGAAACCCGGUUCGAAAGGACUCGGUGGACUACGUGCUGCAUCUGGGAGACUAUAUCUACGAGUACGCCAACGGCGAGUAUGGCUGGGGUCAAACGAUCGGCCGUGUGCCAUUGCCAGACAGACAGAUCUACACUCUCUACGAUUACCGCAAGAGACAUGCCACCUAUCGGACGGACCAUGAUUUGAUUCUCAGCCACCAGUACUAUCCGUGGAUUCCUGUGUGGGAUGAUCACGAGGUCGCUGACAACACUUACCGGGAUGGCUCAUUGGAGCUCAACAACACAGAAGCGUCAUUUGUAGAAGAUGGAGGCGUCUCUGUCGACCAGCGAAAGAUGAACGCCGUACGGGCAUAUUUCGAAUGGCUUCCCAUCCGGCAAGUCGAGAUGGGCGACGAUCUCCGCAUCUGGCGCUCCUUCUCGUUCGGCAAUCUCCUCGACAUCAUGAUGCUCGACACGCGCCAAUACGACCGAUCCAUGACCGACCUGUACUGGAACACGGACUACGUGCACGCCAUCUCCAACGACGCCGGCCGGUCGAUGAUGGGUUCCCGGCAAGAGAACUGGUUCUACCGAUCGCUGAUCGACUCCAAGACGCGCGGCGCGACCUGGCGCCUGAUCGGCUCCCAGACGAUGUUUAGCCGGAUCAACGAAUCCUUGGCCUACGGCAACGUCAAUCCGCUCGACUACGACGCAUGGGACGGCUACCAAGCCAACCGCAACCGAACAUACCAGACGCUGUACGACCACAACAUCACCAACAACAUCCUGAUCUCCGGCGACAGCCAUGCCAACUGGGUUUCGGAUUUGGUGUGGCUGGACCACCACGCCUACGACCCAGCCACGGGCGAGGGAUCUAUCGGCGUCGAGUUUGGGGGGACGGCCGUGUCCUCGCCCUCACCGGGCGGACAGAACAUUUCGAUCGCCGCCAGCGUCGAUGCGAGUCAGUGGCUGGUCGGCGCCAACCGGGAGCUGCAGUGGAGCGAGCUCUACUACCGCGGAUACUUCGAGCUGCAUAUCUCGCAGCAGGCCGUGAAGGCGCGCUACUUUGGCAUGCCGACCGUGGUGAACCGCAAUCCGGGGGAGAUCUCGCUGGCCAAUUUCACUGUUGUUAGUGGCGAGAAUCGUCUGCAUCGCUUCAAUGGCACCGUUGUGCAGGCGCCGGUGGAGAAUGGCUGGGUCAAGUUUGGUGAGGUCAGACAGACCAAUGUCACCAAUUCGACGGAUACGGGCUUGUACUAUAUCAGCCAUGAGAAUGUGGAGGACCUGUAG
Messenger RNA from Capronia coronata CBS 617.96, 1902 nucleotides. Its product is annotated as alkaline phosphatase. The transcript is spliced from 3 exons. Bases 1 to 1902 code for a protein of 633 amino acids. NCBI's taxonomy places the organism in Eukaryota, Fungi, Ascomycota, Eurotiomycetes, Chaetothyriales, Herpotrichiellaceae. The record is from RefSeq and is a predicted model, not a curated record.